UACGCAUGCGCAUUACGGCUGACCCCUCCGGUUUCUGCGUGCGGUGCCACGUUAGUAGCGGUAGACACAAAAUACCAGCUACUCUCCCAACCUGAAACAAGAUUAAAAGACAAAACGACGACCAAUUUCCCCGUUGAAUCGUACUCGUCCGUGUCUGCAGCAUUUGUCUCCCUUUCAGGAAGAACACUCGACGGCAACUAUGUUCAAGUUUUUGCUCAUCUGCACACUGGCUGUAGCCAGCCGGGCUGAGAUCGCCGAGGAAGAAGAUGUCCUGGUGCUGAAGAAAAGUAACUUCGACGAGGCUCUUCAAGCUCACCCAAACAUUCUGGUUGAAUUCUAUGCCCCCUGGUGUGGCCACUGCAAGGCCCUGGCUCCAGAAUAUGCUAAGGCCGCCGGCAUGCUGAAGGCCGAGAGCUCAGAGGUCCGCCUGGGAAAGGUGGACGCCACAGAGGAAACCGAACUGGCCCAAGAGUAUGGUGUCCGAGGGUACCCCACCAUCAAGUUCUUUAAGGGUGGAGAGAAGGAGUCACCCAAAGAGUACUCUGCUGGUAGGCAAGCAGAUGACAUUGUCAACUGGCUUAAGAAGCGCACAGGACCCGCCGUCGCCAGUCUGGCUGGAGUCACAGAGGCAGAGUCUCUGAUCGCUGACAAUGAGGUGGCAGUCAUCGGGUUCUUUAAGGAUGCUGAAUCUGAUGGUGCCAAGGCCUUUGAGAAAGCAGCUGAAGCCACUGAUGACAUUCCCUUUGCCAUGACCUCUGAGGAUGCUGUUUAUUCCAAGUUUGAGGUGUCAAAGGACGGUGUUGUUCUCUUCAAGAAGUUUGAUGAAGGCCGUAACACUUUUGAUGGAGAGCUGACCAAAGAGAACCUCCUGAAGUUUGUCAAGUCCAACCAGCUGCCUCUGGUCAUUGAGUUCACAGAGCAGACUGCUCCCAAAAUCUUUGGUGGAGACAUCAAGUCCCACAUCCUCAUGUUCCUGCCCAAAACUGCCAAAGACUUCCAGGACAAAAUGGACGAGUUUAAGAAGGCUUCAGAGGGUUUCAAGGGUCAGAUCCUGUUUAUCUUCAUUGAUAGUGACGUUGACGACAACCAGCGCAUCCUGGAGUUCUUCGGCCUGAAGAAGGAGGAGUGCCCCGCCAUCCGCCUCAUCACCCUGGAGGAUGAAAUGACCAAAUAUAAGCCAGAGAGCGACGACAUCACAGCAGAGAGCAUCACCAAGUUCUGCACAUUGUUUACUGAGGGCAAACUCAAGCCCCACCUCAUGAGUCAGGACAUCCCCGAAGACUGGGACAAAAACCCCGUCAAGGUUUUGGUUGGGAAGAACUUUGAGGAGGUCGCCUUCGACCCAUCAAAGAACGUCUUUAUUGAAUUCUAUGCACCUUGGUGUGGACACUGCAAACAGCUUGCUCCAAUCUGGGACAAGCUGGGAGAGAAAUACAAGGACAGCCCUGACGUCAUCGUGGCAAAGAUGGACUCCACAGCCAAUGAGAUUGAGGCAGUCAAAGUUCACAGCUUCCCUACUCUUAAGUUUUUCCCUGCUAGCGAUGAGCGCAAGGUCAUUGAUUACAAUGGUGAGAGAACAUUGGAGGGCUUUACUAAGUUCCUGGAGAGUGGUGGUAAAGAUGGUGGUGCCCCUGCAGGAGAUGAUGAUGACGAUCUGGAUGCAGAGGAUUUGGAGGAUGGACAGGACGAGGACUCUGAUGGCGAGGAUUACGAUGGACAUGACGAGUUGUAAGAGCUUGCAGAGGAAGGAGAGAGAAAGGAGACGAGUCCUGCCCCAACCUUUCCAACCAGUCACCAUCACCACACUCACUUUUUUGUGGACCUUCCCUGUCCUGUGAACAUUAAUACUUCCCCUUAAACUGCCUUUCAGUCGGUCAGUCAGCCGGCCUGCUAGCCAGCCCAACAGUUAGUCAGUCAUUCUAUCAGUGGCGGAGGUCUUUUUGCUGCCACAUGUCCAACCUCACAACUUUUGGCCAGACUGGUCUUGUCCCACCUGGGGCGACUCUGUGGAACAGCGCGGCACCUCUAUGGGAGACCUCAAUGCCUUCUACAAAGCUCCACAUCAGCUGUUUGCCUUGUAUAUUCGAAACCAAAUGUAAAAAUGGUAUUGAGAUCCAGUUUUCAAAAUGUUUAUGUUCAUUUGAAAAAUCCUUGCAAAUAUCCAAUGUGGGUAAAGUUAACUGUAACCUGUAUAUGUAGGUAAGGGGGGGCUGCCAAUGUUCUUUCCCUCUGAUAGAAUUUCAGAGGACCAGAGUUUUCUGCGGUGGUUUUGUAAGGAUUGAUCUCUCAGGGGACAAGGGGCCAUCCUAUAGAUGUGUUUAUUUUGCAAAGUCUUCACUGAAUUAACCCCACAGAGCUUGUCCUGUGUAGCACAAAGAGCCCCCAUCUGUAGCUGAGACCAAUUAUUUUCUUUCUUUUGGUGGGGGAAAGUCUGCUUUGUUUUCAUUUUUCAUUCCCAUGUAGUUUCUCAUUGCAGUCUCCUUCUUUAGCACGGCUACUGACUAUUUUCUAAAAGGAACAAAAGUCAGCUUUUCUGGGGGAAAUCCUAUUUUAUUUAAUUGCUUUCACUUUGAGUUUAUUUUGUUUUUUAUCGUAGGACUUGUCAUUUUUAACAAUGUACUAUUACGCCCAGCUGUAGCCAGUUGGCGCUGCUGGGGCAGAGUUGGCCCUUGGACACUCUCUCAGACCUGGGAUGGUUUCUGGAGCCAGUACUGAUAGGUCGCACUGCAUUCAUGCCUAAUCAGAGAUUUAUUGGGGUUACUAAAGCAGACAGAGAUUGGUACAGUUUACUGGUCAGGUUGGUCUGAGUGAAGUGUCUAAUAUAUAAGCAGGGAGGGAACCGUUGCACAGCCCCACCCCUCACUCAUACUGUACUUCCUUCAUCCCCUGAGGCUCUACCCAACACCCUUGAUGCCGCAGCAGUGCGUGUGAGUGUGUGUGCUGUGUGAAUGGUGUAAGUGACUUGUUUAUAUGUUCAGGGUAUCCAUGAACAGGAGACUGAAUGUGCUGUUUGGCAGGGCAGGGAGGCUUGAGUAGAGCGAGGAGAUGUUGUACAGCAGUGGGGGGGAAUUGACAAAGCAUUCCAUCAUAUCAAAUUCUAUGUGGAAAAAACGUGAAAUGGUGGCCAAUAAACAAAAUCUUUACAAAAA
Molecule: messenger RNA, 3149 nt
Organism: Cheilinus undulatus (humphead wrasse)
Lineage: Eukaryota; Metazoa; Chordata; Actinopteri; Labriformes; Labridae
Gene: p4hb
Product: prolyl 4-hydroxylase, beta polypeptide
Exons: 11
Coding region: 200-1732 (510 amino acids)
Biological process (GO): protein folding; response to endoplasmic reticulum stress
Cellular component (GO): endoplasmic reticulum
Molecular function (GO): protein disulfide isomerase activity
Source: RefSeq, a predicted model, not a curated record